AUGGUUUUGCCUAACGAUGUGUCAUAUUAUGGUUAUAAAUUUUGCGCCGAUCAUAAAUGGUUACAAGAAUCCGUAACAAGAAUCACGUCAGCUGGCGUAUGGAAGCGGUCUACAAAGAACAUAGUGCCAACGCUUUUCAAACUCUCGCCAUGGAGAUAA
Molecule: messenger RNA, 159 nt
Organism: Paraglomus brasilianum
Lineage: Eukaryota; Fungi; Glomeromycota; Glomeromycetes; Paraglomerales; Paraglomeraceae
Source: the annotation of a GenBank genome assembly